Messenger RNA from Diabrotica balteata, 2140 nucleotides. Lineage: Eukaryota; Metazoa; Arthropoda; Insecta; Coleoptera; Chrysomelidae. The record is from the annotation of a GenBank genome assembly.
AAUACUGCGGAGGCCAUCUAGCCCUGCAGUGGUGAUACAAACCACAUCUCUGAACACUUUCGAGCUUCAGCUAAAAACCCCGUCCGCUGCCCCCACUGAGCCGCACCCCGGAACUCGCCCAACCCAUCAAAUCCCCGUCGCCGCCAACACUAAACUAUCUGUGCUUACUGCGUAGAAUGGUAGAAGGUGGACCACCGAGAAACCAAAAGCAAGACUCUGAUGUAAAAAUCGAGCACCUAGCAAACGGCUGCGGAUCAAAGGAUCUGGAGCUUGGAAACUUUACAACGACCAAAGAUAUCCCAUCGAAAGUCUCGGCGGAUGUAGAUAAAUCCAGUGAUAAAGCUGACUUCGAAAAAGCCAUCGAACUCACCAGAUAUGGGAAAUUUCACUUCUUACUUCUAGCAAUAUGCGGCUUCGUAAGCACCUCCGAGGAGAUGGACGUCAUCUCGAUGUCGUUCAUCCUCCCUUCGGCCCAGUGCGACUUAAACCUCAACACUCAAACCAAAGGGUGGCUCAAUUCCAUCAUAUUUAUUGGUAUGAUGGCAGGAGCCUACGUUUGGGGUUCAGUAGCAGACUCAUUGGGUCGUAAGAAGGUGCUUAUUGUGAGUUCCUUCAUGAAUGCUCUAUGUAUAGUAGCUUCUAGCUUCUGUCAAACAUAUGAGCUGUUCAUGGUCUUCAGAUUUCUAAACGGGGCGGCAUUAGGGGGCAGCGGACCAGUAAUCUGGUCAUACUUUGCGGAAUUCCAACCUAAAUCCAAGAGAGGUUCCAUGCUUUCAUUCAUGGCAGCUUUCUGGACCUUGGGUAACUUAUUUGUAGCUGGAUUAGCUUGGUUGAUUAUUCCAGCAGAUAUUGGUUUCAAGAACCAGUAUUUUGUGUAUAAUUCUUGGAGAAUAUUUCUUCUCAUUUGCUCAUUUCCAUCCUUUAUUGUGGCGGCUUUACUGUUCUUCUUGCCAGAAAGUCCCAAGUUCUUACUUACACAAGGUAAGAGUGAGGAAGCUCUUGCAAUAUUUAAGUACAUUUACCAUGUAAACACCGGGAAUGAUCCCGAAGACUAUCCAGUUAAACAUCUCAUAUUCGAACAAGAAGAGCUCACUCUUGAACAAAAAGCCAAAAUUGCAAAGAGAGGCAAAUAUACCAAUAUGAUUGUUGAUAUUUUAGAUAAUAGUAAGCAAUUGUUUGUUUCACCAAUUUUGAAAUUCACAGUUAUUUCAAUUACCAUCAACUUUACAUUUCACAUUGGAUACUACGGUCUUAUGAUGUGGUUCCCUGAAAUGUUUAACAGAUUUGACGAAUACGCUAAAAUUCACAACGGCGCAGAAGCUGGUGUAUGUGAAGUUGUGGACUACGUUGUCAGUAGUGGGAGCCAUAGUGACAGUGUUUUAUGCAGUGACAAGAUUUCUUCAUCUGUAUUUUUAGAAUCAUUGAUAACAGUGUCUGCUGCAUUACCAAGUAACAUUAUUGCUGUAUUGGGAAUGGACAGAUUGGGUAGAAAAUUCUUUUUAGUGUUCAGUACAGUAUCAUCUGGAUUAUGCUCAGCAUGCAUGUAUUUCGUUUACAACAAGACUCAUAAUCUAAUUGUAUCUGCAGUAUUCAGUAGUGUUAUUUCAUGCGGUAACGCUGCUUUAGAUUCCCUCAUCACUGAAAUCUUCCCAACUCAUCUCAGAGCUACAGGUAUUGCUGUAUCCAUGGUUGCUGCUCGUCUUGGUGGCAUAAUUGGAAACAUAGUAAUUGCUCAGUUACUUGACUUAUACUGUCCAGCACCUACUUUUAUCGUAACUGGUUUAUUGAUAGGAGGAGGUCUUCUCUGCUUGUUCCUUCCAAACACCACUCAGAAACCACUUCAAUAGACAAAACUAUCCACAUCUAACCGUAUUUUAUGAAGAUUGACUUGCGUUCUAAGUUUCUGUUAUGUUAAGAAAAUAUGUUUGCCAUUUACUUACAUUAUGGUUCAUUUUUGUAUUAAUUUGGAUGAACCGUUUUAAGGAAGUCAUAAAUCAAUAAAAAAAUGAUCAUUUUGUAAUUCACCUGGAGAUAAAUAUAUCUUCAUAAUUAGUAUUAGUAACGUAAGAGAAAUUAGUUUAGUUGAUAGAAUUUAUACAUUUUCGUCAUGUAUUAUAUUAUUAAAUAAAGAUUAUUAUUC